Messenger RNA from Paralichthys olivaceus (Japanese flounder), 7391 nucleotides. RefSeq names its product MCF.2 cell line derived transforming sequence-like 2 (gene mcf2l2). Gene Ontology annotation, biological process: intracellular signal transduction. Gene Ontology annotation, cellular component: cytoplasm. Lineage: Eukaryota; Metazoa; Chordata; Actinopteri; Pleuronectiformes; Paralichthyidae. Gene Ontology annotation, molecular function: guanyl-nucleotide exchange factor activity. The record is from RefSeq and is a predicted model, not a curated record.
UGUCUCUGUCAGGGGAGGGGACUUACGUGGGACAUACAUUGGAGCAUCCUUUUCCUUUUUCUAUGUUUGACACAUGUCUUGGACUGUGAGGAUUAUUGUGACCUGGAGAAUAUUGGCAGCAUCAUGAAAAGGCUUCCUGUUUUGCUGAAUGUCUGGGAGAGGCAUCAUCAUAACCAUCCUCAGGAUUUGUGACUGUGUGGAUUUGGAGGAGCUGGAAUGAAAGACGGGAGAGGUUUGAUGGAAGAUAAAUAAAAAAAAAAAAAGAGACAACUAAAAACAAGAAGUAGCAGAGAAGAAAACUUGACUGGAUUGGGGAGCAAAGGCAGGAGAGAUUGUUGAGGAAGGAAGGGUGACAAGAGGAGGCGUGGCAGCGGGGAGAGAGGAGAGGAGAGUGGAUGCAACACACACCCUGAGAUGCUGUGCUGGCUCAGAGAAGACGAGAUGUCGGUCCAGGAGCUGCUACAGAGGGUGCAGUGUGUCAUCACUCAUGUUGAUGAGAUCAUGCAGCAGGAGAUCAGGCCCCUGCUGGCCAUGGACAUCAUAGAGCAGCUCCAUCGCCAGUUUGCCUUGCUCUCAGGAGGGCGAGGGAAAGAUGGUGCCCCCAUCAUCACCUUCCCAGAAUACUCAGGCUUCAGUGAAGUGCCAGAGGAAGACUUCCAUAAUGUAGUUACUUACCUGACCAGCAUCCCCAGUUUGGAUGCUGCCAGUAUCGGCUUCAUCAUCAUCAUCGACCGGCGGAAGGACAAAUGGAGCUCAGUAAAGGCCUCUCUGUCAAGGAUCGCUGGAGCAUUUCCAGGAAACCUGCAGCUGGUGCUGGUGCUGCGACCCUCCAGGUUCUUCCAAAGGGCCAUAGCAGACAUCGGGAUCAAGCUGCACAAGGAUGACUUUAAAAUGAAGAUUAUGAUGCUGAACUCUCUGUCGGACCUACAAGGUUAUGUGGAUAAAGGCCAGCUGACCCGGGAGCUCGGAGGAAGCCUGGAGUACUGUCACAGUCAGUGGAUACAUCACCGAACUGCCAUAGAGAACUUUGCAAUGACAGUGAAAACCACAGCCCAGAUUUUACAGAGGUUUGGGACAGACCUGGCAGAAACGGAGCUGCCCAACGACGUCCAGUGCACCAAAGAUCUGCUCACAGCACACACGGAUAAACACGACAACCUCAAGGAUGAACUGAAGCUUGCUUUGAAGCAGGGCACCACCUUGUUAGGUUGCAUCAAGGAACAGGCAGCAAAGUCAGAGAAUCACAAAUUGAACCCAGACGAGAUGGAGAACCAGACCACUGUUGAGAGGCUCCUUGCCCAGCUGGAUGAGACGGAGAAUGCCUUUGAACAGUUCUGGUGUAAACACCAUCUAAAACUGGAGCAGUGCCUGCAGCUGCGCCACUUUGAACAGGACUUCAGAGAGGUCAAAGUGUCUCUGGACAGUUUGAGGGACAGUUUGACCAGCCUGUCAGUUAUUGAGGAUUGUCUGGCCAGAGUUGAACACCUGCUAAAAGAACUGAAAUCAUUGGAGGAGAAGGCUCAGCCGACACUAGAAAAGGCCCAGCUCCAUGCGCUGCACGGUGACCAGCUGAUCCAGAGCAACCACUACGCCGUGGACUCCAUUCGACCCAAAUGUGUAGAGCUGCGGCGGGUCUGCGAUGACUUCAGCAAUGAAGCCAAGAAAAAGACGGAUGUCUUGUCCAAAAGCUUGCAGAUACACAUGGGCAUUGAAAAGGUAAACCAGUGGUGUGAGUCGGGCAUCUACCUGCUAGCCUCCCAGGCUGUGGAUAAGUGUCAGUCACAGGAUGGGGCAGAGUCAGCGCUAGCCGACAUCGAAGGCUUCCUGCUGUCAGCGGAAAAGAACCAGCUGACUGAACUGAGGAACCUCCAUAACCAGUAUGAGGUUGUGCUGUCUGAGGAUAUCAAGACCAGUGUCCUGAAAGCACUGAAGCGUCUGGAGGAUGUCCAAGAAAUGUUUGAGAAGCGGCAAAUAAGCCUGAAGAGACUGUCGGCUAAACAGACGAGGCCCGUCCAGCCCGUGGCCCCGCGGCCUGAGUCAUCUCCCAAACGGCCCUCAAUGAAGAACCCCACCAGGCCUACAGGGAACCAGCAGCCCCUGGCUCGCAGAGCUUCUGAUAACUCCAACAGUGGCAAGCAGCCAGCCGAAGCUGAUCCGAACAAGAAGAAGAACAUACGCAGGGCCAAGGGGGGCAUCAAGAUUGAGGUGAUGCAUGAGGAAAGCCAAGGAGGUUCCACCCAUGUCGUUUUAACAAAUGAGACAGAGGAGAGUUUGUCCAACAGACGCAGACACAUCAUGACGGAGCUGAUUGAAACAGAGAGGCUAUAUGUGGAGGAACUGCAAAGCAUCAUGGAGGGUUAUUUUGCAGAGCUGGAUAACUCCGAGCUCAGCCAUCUCACCCCCCCCUCCCUGGAGAACAAAAGAGAUGUGCUGUUUGGCAACCUGCCAGAGAUAUAUGAAUUUCACAACAGGACAUUUCUGAAAGAGCUGGAGAACAGCAUAGAGAAACCAGAGCUGGUGGGAACUUGCUUUCUGAAAAGGAAAGAGGAGCUCCAGGUGUAUCAGAAGUACUGUCAGAACAAACCCCGCUCUGAAGUCCUCUGGAGACAGUGUGGAGACAGUCUAUUCUUUCAGGAAUGCCAAAAGAAACUGGACCACAAACUCUCCCUGGAUGCCUACCUGCUGAAGCCUGUCCAGAGGAUCACCAAAUACCAACUCAUGCUCAAGGAGAUGUUAAAAUGCAGUAAAAGUGAGGGCAUGGCUGAGCUGGAGGAGGCUUUAGCGACCAUGCUGGACAUCAUCAAGUCUGUCAACGACUCCAUGCACCAGAUAGCCAUCACUGGUUUUGAGGGAAACCUGAGUGAGUUGGGGAAGCUGCUGAUGCAGGGAUCUUUUAAUGUGUGGACUGACCACAAGAAAGGCCACAGCAAGGUGAAGGACCUGGCCAGGUUUAAGCCCAUGCAGAGGCACCUCUUCCUGUAUGACAAGAUGCUGCUGUUUUGUAAGAAGCGAGAGGAGACCACCGAUGGACACGAGAAGACCCCAUCCUACAGCUUCAAACACAAACUUAAGAUGAGCGCUGUGGGCAUCACAGAGAACGUCAAAGGAGACAGCAAGAAGUUUGAGGUGUGGUACAACGGCAGAGAGGAGGUUUACAUCAUCCAGGCUCCUUCCAUGGAUGUUAAAAAUAUGUGGGUGUCAGAGAUUCGCAAAGUUCUCACAGGCCAGCUGGAGGCAUGCAGAGAGGCCAGCCAGCUCAACAUCUAUGGAGCCCCUAUGAGGAAUGUGCGGAAGCUGGCGCUGAGACAGUCUGAUUCAUCGAGUCCAGAGUCAGGCUUCAGGAGGAGCAACCCCAGCCCCAACAUGAGACAGAAGAGAGUUGAUGCUUCCGCCAGCCAAUCAGGCAACUCGGUUGCUAACGCUAGGAAACGCUUCACAUUGCAGGGACUUUCCAACAGGAGGUCUCUCCCAUCAGACCCUGCUGUUAAAGAGGCGGAGGUCCCCCGCCGCUUCUCUCUCACCUCCUCUCUUGCCUCCUCCACUUCCUCCUCCUUCGCCACGCGACGCACAAAAGGUCCCCUCUCCUCUAGCUUAAAGAGCAAGAGACACGAGAUAAGGAGCGAUCCCACUCCAUUUGGUUAUGAAGAUACUUUGCGUGGUGCAAUGGCUGCAGCCAGGAAACGUCAGAGCAUGACUAGCAACACUGCCCCGGCUGCUGGCACCACCUCAGCUGUCCCUAGAUCCACCUCCCAACCAGGCUGGACACAGCGGCGUCUCCCUUCCAUGGACACAGAGGACUUUGAGACGAUCCCCUCAAGUGCAGAGGAAUCCUCCAACUCUUCAGAAGAGGAUGGCAACCAUAAAAAUAGUGACAGCAGUCGUUUGCGGGUGCAGUUGACUUAUGAGUCUAAUGAAGCACGGGACGUUCCUCUGGAGACCGCUGACCUGGUCCAGUUUCUGGAGGAAGCGGAGAACGGACACUGGCUAGUGAAGAACCUUUUAACAGAGGAGACAGUGCUGGCUCCAUCCAGUACACUGCACACAGCACCUGAACGAGAUAUCUUCAGUGAACUGUGUACAGCAGCUCUCUCCGAGUCAGACGAAAAUGAAGCCAGUGAAUGGGGAAGUGUGUCUCAGGACAGCAGCUAAACAUGGCUGACUAUGUUGUUCAUUACACUGGAUGACAAGCAUUUUGUUGUAUCGCAAACAUGACUGAUAACCCUAUAACUAUAGUUUUUAAACUGUAAUUUCUUAAGCUGGACUUGAAAUAUCAAUGACUAUGAGUUUUUUUUUUACAUGUAGUUCUAAUAAUCUACAAAUAUGGCCUGUUGUUGUUUUUAAACCAACAUUUUUCAAGCUUCUAAGUGAAGUCUUCAAAAAGCUGGAACCUUAACAGGCCUGAAUGUGACCACGGGGAAGCCAUACAAGUAUUUGAACUCAACCAGCUGUCGUUCCUGGGGCCUAAAGACUGACGGACGUGGACAGUGACAUUUACAUCCAAGUGUGGAUGAAUUCAGAUUAAAUACUGUAGAAAAUGCAGUGGCUGGGCUGGAUACCUGAAGUGUCAGAUCCCAUUUUUGACUUUUAUGACCACAGGAAAACAUGAUCACCUCCAUGUGCUGAUUGUGAGCAGGCCUUGGCAUGAUGCCCUGUUUUGCUGCUACACUGCGCUGAUGCAAAUCUCUUAGAGACCAGGUUCUGCCUCUGCUGCCUCGCUUUAUCUGCUUCAUCUGCUCCAGGUUGAAAUUACAGACCCUCCACAGCAGCUGCAGUCUCCAGAAGAAACUACAAGUUGUCCUGCUUGCCUUUCUUCACCCUAGUAGACAAUGCCAUUAAAUGACAUCAGAUGAUGUAUAUUAUCUCUGCGCUUGAAGUUGAAGUUGAAAGAUAUCACCAUUUUAUAUAGGCAUUUACAACCCAGAUAUUCUUCUUGGUUAACUAUGUCUGGACAAAACCUGUAUUAUAUCCUGUUAGUUUAUUUUUAGACAUUCUUGGUCAAAAACUGUCUUAUAAUGUUGACAAUGCUACCAUGUUAGCAUGUACUUUACUGUAAGGCAUCAAGCAGAUAUGGGGUUACAUUGGAAAUCAGUUGGUUCUGGCAACCUGACAAAUGUAAGUCACAUGUUAACUUUCUUGCUGUGUUUUAGUCUAUACACAGCUGUUGAAAAAUAAAACUGUAUGCAUUUUCUGUGUAGAGCUAUAGACUAGUCCCUAACUUUGUUUAUCUGCCUUCUGGUGCCAAGCAAGGUACUGUGAUGCUUGUGGACAGCUUGCCCAAAGCAUUAAGAGACAAGGUUGGCGAGAGCGGAAGCACCAAAACAACCAAAACAAUGAGCUAAAAUAGGCUAUAAUCAUACACAGUCAUUUAACUCAGUGUUAAGUAAAAUGUAUUGAUUGGUGCAGCUUGAUACAGUUUGUCAAAGGUGCAUCAAUUGAAAAGAAUGAGAGCUAAAUUACUCUGUAGCAGAAAUAAAUCAGUCAUAAUGCGUUUUCCAGUUUAUCUUUACACAAAUAUGGUGAAUCACAGACGGAAGACGCCAAAUGGCUUUUGAUGAAUCAAUCGUUACUUAAGCACAUAAAUUCCACAGAUAGAUGGGGUGCUGUUUAAAUCAUGUGUCAGGAAACAGAUUUAUUUCUGACAUGUUAUUCUGCUUGGACUCAUCUGCACAUAAUGGGCUUUUCACUUGCAAGGUAUUUUAGGACAUACUCUGCUGUAUGUUGUGAGAAACACCUGGAAAUGUUCGGCUCUUGCCUCCGAGUGAUUUUUCAGGGAAAGCAGAUGAAAAUAGCACUGCACACUGAAUGCCAGGAGGGUAUUAUAGUAAAUGUGUAAAUAUCAAUUUGUACAACUGCUGUAUCACUCUCAGAGGCUUUACAAUAUUGUAUUUCUACUGACAGACAGAAUUCUGUGGACUAUUCACUGAGAAAUCUAAAAACAGCACCACUGUAUUCACAAACAGAUGAAGCCCGACAUGAAGGGGCCUGAAGGUUUCAUAUGUGUAAAUGUGUAAAUGGCAUCUUUGAUGUGUAAGUUAUUAGAAAAAAAAGAAAGAACAAACUGAAAGGAUGUAAAAAAGGGUAAAUAUUCACCUAGUGAUUGAAUACAUGUCAGAAUGUAAGACGAAGUUACUAUGGAAGAAAGUUAGAGUAAAGUAUUUUAAGACAAGUCUGAGUUUAAUUACCCUGACCAUUACAAGCAAUUAAAGAUGGAUAGAUGGAUGGAUGGAUUUGUAGAUGGAUGAAUGGAUGCAUCGAUGUUGCAACUGCUGAGUGGGUUUAUGGAUUGAUGGUUGGGUGGAUCAACAGAAAGACGGAAAUGUAAAGAUGUUAAAAUUCACUGGUUACCAGAGGGCAGAAGUCUUUUCAUACACAUUAAUAUUAGUCUGGUUGUAAAGUCACACUCUCUUGAAAAUGCUGUAUAUUAUCCUCAUCCUGCAUUUAUUAAAAAAAUGUUGUAUCUUUGUAAAGAAAAUAUUUCAGUUGAACUGCAUCCUGCAAUUUAAUUGCCAUUUAACAAAACUAUAGAAUGUAUCAAAUCUGUAUAUUGUAUCUGUCAUUGUAAUGUACAUAUUGCUUCAUUGUGAUAAUAUGCAUUGACAAUAUGAAGUUUGUCACUGUGUUUUUUUGUGUGUAUAAACUCCUUAUAUUCUCCCAAGCUUAUACAUUUAAGAAUUGAUACAGAAGUGCUCGGUGUAGCACCUAAAAUUGAGACCACUAUUCUACAUUGGAAAGGAAAGUUCCUGUCACAGACAGACCACCUACAAUCAGAUACCAUCCUUUGCCUCACUAUCCAAUAGUCAGACGAGCAAAUAAUUAACAAAAACAAAGGUAGGUUUCAGAUCAUGAAAAGAGAAACAUCACAAAAGUACUGUGUGAAAGCGUUUUCCUUUUCAUAAUCUUCAAACAUUUCUGCUGUUAUUUCUCUGCUUGCACUGGAGGAACAGCACCCCCCUCAAUAACAGUGCCAUAUAGAAAUGAUAAAAGUUGGACCUGGUCUUUUGGAUUUACUAACACCAGCCCAGGCUGCUCUCAGUGAUUGCUUUGUUUGUUUGUGGACUCAAAGCACCUUAUAUAGCUUAUCCAGACCCCAGCAGGUAUCAUGGAUAAACACGUUAAUAUUGUGUGGAAUAUCUGAAUCAUGUAUACAUUUUAUGUCACAAUCACAAGCACAAGAACAAAGAGAACAUAAACCACCAUUAAACAUAUUUAAUCGAUGUUAAAGAUGACAGUUUUGUUCAAAACCCUAAGUAUGUUGAUGACUGUAUUAUACCCAAGCAGUUCAUACACACUUUUUAGCAUUGCAUUGAAGUAACUGGUUACAGCUACUAAGUACUGCAGUAGCUUAGCGACUACAUAAAGAGUGUUGAGGGAACAUGGACAAAUGGAAUAAA